UAGGAGCUCACUGCAGCUGCAACGCGGUGGAGGAGUAGGAGGAGGAAUUCCGCAAUGUGCGCAGGGCCUGGCAACCAUAUGGUGGCUCCUAAGGGUGGUGCUAAUGGUGGUGGCACAAGCCUCGAGCGAGAACUUUACUUUCCGGCUCAGUCGACAACUGCUUAGCGGCCAGGACACACAUCUAGUCAGCGGAAUAAAUCAGCGUCAGUUGGAACAGCUAAGAUGAUACCGCAAAGCGAGAAUACCCCUCUGACCGAAGAUACUUACCUUGAGGAAUCCCAGUUCUCGGAGCAUUGUGGCCAGAGUCGUUGUGGGCAGGCCCAAACUGCCUUUGAGGUUUACCAAAGAAUCCUGCACCGAUUACAAAACCAACCACAAGAAAAUGGCACAAGAGCUAAUGAAAACGAGCUGGAGAAGCAGAUUUGGCUAGCCAGCUUUACAGGAAGACCCAUACAAUACCAAUGCUAGUUUAAUAUUAAUCGAACCAAAGAACCCUUGUUAAAGAUUUAUAAAAAACGAAAAAAAAACUAAAAAUGUUAUAUUUACAGUUAAUUUUAGACAAAUAUGUUCAUUCCCUAUAAGCAAAAAUAAUAAAAGACAUGUUUCUUUUAAAAACCUUUA
Drosophila suzukii is the source of this 621-nucleotide messenger RNA. It is a transcript of the gene VepD, whose product is annotated as Ventrally-expressed protein D. NCBI's taxonomy places the organism in Eukaryota, Metazoa, Arthropoda, Insecta, Diptera, Drosophilidae. The record is from RefSeq and is a predicted model, not a curated record.